Molecule: messenger RNA, 2507 nt
Organism: Ruditapes philippinarum (Manila clam)
Lineage: Eukaryota; Metazoa; Mollusca; Bivalvia; Venerida; Veneridae
Exons: 2
Coding region: 33-2480 (815 amino acids)
Cellular component (GO): nucleus
Molecular function (GO): DNA binding
Source: RefSeq, a predicted model, not a curated record
CAUUUUCCAAAGUAAUUGCUGGCAUAGGAGUAAUGGCCAGAAUUAAGAAGACCAGUGACUUGGGAUCUUGUAGGACACCUUGCAAAUCAGCAAGAAAAAAUGCUAAUAUUGCCAGUCCAGUCCAGAGUAAAGCAAACAAAAUAACUUUAAAAUACAAGAGAGGGUUUAGAAAAUCCCCAGGUAAAAUAGAAAGAGUAAAGUUUGCCAUGAAAGAGGUUUUAAAUGGGAUGUCAGUUCUGAAAGCUGCCAAGAAAAACAACUUAUCUGAAAGUUUUUUGAGGCGUAGGAUUGCUGGGGAUGUUUCAUUAGAGAGUAGAAAUGGCCCAAGGCCUGUUUUUAGUGCAAAAGAGGAAGAGGAAAUGGCUAAGUGGUUGGCUGAGAUGUCCAGAAGAGGGAUGGGUUUAGGUGUGGCAGACUUUUUAGAAUUUGUUUGUGGUAUUUUAAAGAAAGACAAAAGGAAGAAUAACUUUAAAAAUGAUCGCCCAAGUUAUACAUGGUAUUACAGUUUUAUGGCACGUAAUGCUCAUUUAGUAGAGAUAAGAAAAGAGUCAUCUUUGGAAAGUUCAAGGGCCAAAGUUACCUCUACAGAACUUGAUAAGUGGUUCUCUAAUUAUUACAAGUUUGUAUCUCAGCUUCAUCUGUUGGACAAACCAAAUAGAGUCUACAAUGCAGAUGAGUCAGGGUUUUCUAUGGGGAGUAAGGCUGGAUCUGUGAUUGGGCCAACAAAGUCAGAAUACCCUAGGAACUUGCCACAUUUGAGUGGCAACAGUAAGAAGAGGUUGACUGCCAUGUUCUGUGGUAAUGCUGAGGGUGAUAUCAUCCCACCAUUUUUGGUAUACCCUAGUCCUCAGCCUACAGCAUAUGAUCCCUUGAUUAACAGCAGGAAAGGUACAGUCAUAGAGUAUACUGACAAAGGAUGGAUGAAUGCCAAGACAUUUUUCAAGUUCCUCCAACAUUUUGAUAAGUAUGCAUGUCCAGACAGACCAGUAAUUUUACUCAUUGAUAGUGUGAGCAGUCACAUUGAUUUGGAUGUUUUUACCUUCGCCAGAGAGAAAGGGAUAGAACUAUAUAGACUUGUACCAAAUGCAACUCACUUCUUACAACCCUUAGAUAAUGGUGUAUUUGGGCCAUUGAAAAAAUCAUGGUACCAAAUUGUUAGGAAAAAUACAAAAGAAAACCCAGAUAAGAGCAUUGGGAAGGAAAAUUUUGCAGCAAAACUUCAAGAGGCAUUUUUAAAUUUUUAUAAACCACUUACUGUAGUUAAUAGUUUUAAGUCAACAGGUAUUUUUCCAAUUGACCGAUCAAAAAUCUCUGAAAGUCACCUUAAGCCUGCAAUGACUUUUCAGUCACUAUCAUCUGAGAAAGAGUAUGCUCCGUUUGAUUGUAAUAACAAUUCAGUAACUAGUCAUGUGGUCAGUCCUAUGUCUGCUGUUAGUGUAACACCAGUUACUUCUUUAGCCAACCCUGUGUCAGUUUUACCAGGUACCAGCUGUAUUAAUGUUACACCCCAUUCUAUGUCAGCAGAAAAUAUGUCCCUUUUGACAGUUACUACUACUAGUCAUGCCACCCCUGAGUCAGCUUUACCAGGUACUAGUUUUGUUAAUGUAACACCCAACUCUUUGUCAGGAGAUAUAUCUGGUACUACUUUGUUAAAUGCAACAGAACUGCAGUCUCCAUUAUCUCUGCUUGCUGAUGUUGCUUUUAAUUUGUCUAAUACUAUAUCUUUACCUCACAGUGUGAGUACAUGUAAUGUAAAUUCUGACAGUUCUGAUUUAAGUACAUGUAGUAAUGUAAAUUCUACCAGUUCUGAUGUAAGUAGUAAUGUAAAUGCUGCCAGUUCUGGUGUAAGUACAUGUAUUACUAAUACUAAUACUACUCCUAUAACACCACAGUGUGGUUCAGGAGUUCAUGAUACAGUUUCAUCAUCUGUUAUGGAAGCACUAGUAUUCCCAUCAUGUAGUAAUGUAAAAAAAAGAAUAUCAACUUCUGACACUUUGCCCGAUUGCUUAACUUCAGCAGAGAGUAUUAGAACAUCUGCUUUAAAACAACUAAAUGCUACUAGACUAUUUGCUAGAAAAGAACUGGCAGCUAAAAAAAGAUACAUGAAAGAAAAAGUUAAAUCUCAGGUAAAAGACAAAAAGGUUGCUGAAGGUAAAAGUAAAGGUAAAUCUGCUGCAGCUAAAAGUAAAGGUAAAUCUACUGCAGCUAAAAGUAAAGGUAAUUCUGCAGCUCUUUCUUAUAGUAAGAAAUCUUGUGUUAGUAGGGUUAAAGCAAAGAAGGCUUUAUCCUUUACUGCAGGUUCUAAAUCAGAUCAAUGUUUGGUUUGUAAAAAACUUACAGAGGAUCCAGAUGGUUGGGUCCAAUGUGAUAUUUGUGACAGCUGGAUACAUGUAUCAUGCAUACCUAAAGAUCAUGAUUUUGACCAUGCUGCUUUGACAUUAGAAACUGUUGAAUUUUUCUGCCAUAUUUGUGUUACAUAAUGAAUGCAGGAUUUUUGCAUUUAUAAA